UUUUUUGUAAACCCGAUUGGUUUUCAUUUACCUCUGAAGGAGGACCUCUGGCCCUUUUUGUUUACCCAUGAUCACCAUUUUUUUUUUUUCUUUCUGUGCGGAGAAAUUUGUUUUCGGUGAGUUUGCGUUGAUUUUGGAAUGUGGCUUUUGGGGUGCAUGGACAGAUAGGCUCUUUUGACGGCCACGUUCCUCUAUAAACACAGCUUAUCUGGGGAAUCCAGAUUUUUUGUCAGUCCCUUUCAUGGAGCAUUUAUCUUAAACCAUCCUUUGAGCUUUUAGCUAAACAUAUUUAUACCCUCUUCAUAAGGAGCUUUAUUUUCGUCAUUAUAUUGUUUGUUUUUGUGUGUUUUUGAUUUGUCCAAGCUUUUGUAGUUCUAUCUAUGGUGCUGCAAUCCCAUCUCUUUUAAAUUUUAUUAUUCUGGACUACCUCUUGAGUAUGGAGAACUCCUGAGAUAGAUAUUGGCUGCACUGCUGGUAUGGUAACUGGCCUUCAAUAAUUGAUCUAUUUCGAGAUUGCAAAAGGUUUCAACGCGAAUCCUUAUUUGAACACUGAUGCGGGAACAAUGUCUCCUUUUGAGCACGGGGAAGUAUUUGUACUUGAUGAUGGCGGUGAGGUGGAUCUCGACCUUGGAAACUACGAGCGGUUCCUAGACAUCGUACUGACCCGAGAUAAUAAUAUCACCACUGGAAAAAUAUAUCAGUCUGUAAUUAAUAAGGAGCGAAAGGGGGAUUAUCUUGGAAGAACUGUGCAGGUUGUCCCACAUAUAACAGAUGCUAUUCAAGAAUGGAUUGAACGCGUAGCAAUGAUCCCAGUGGAUGGGAAAGAAGGUCCAGCUGACGUCUGUGUCAUUGAACUGGGCGGUACCAUAGGGGACAUUGAGUCAAUGCCAUUCAUAGAGGCCCUGGGGCAGUUCUCUUACCGAGUAGGUGCUGGCAACUUUUGCUUGAUACACGUUAGCCUGGUGCCCGUUUUAAAUGUUGUUGGUGAGCAGAAAACAAAACCAACUCAGCACAGUGUUAGGGGACUAAGAAGCCUCGGAUUGAUGCCAAAUAUUUUAGCUUGUCGCAGCACAACGGAACUUGAUGAAAAUGUUAAGGCGAAAAUCUCUCAAUUUUGCCAUGUUCCGGAAGAAAAUAUCAUCUCACUCUAUGACGUGUCCAACAUUUGGCAUGUUCCAUUGCUUUUGAAAGAUCAGAUGGCACACAAUGCAAUCCUGAAAGUGCUGCACCUUCAAGGUGUUGCCCGUGAACCUGUAUUGGAGGAAUGGACAGCUAGGGCUAAACUCUGUGACAUGCUUCAUGAACCUGUCAGAAUUGCCAUGGUUGGAAAGUAUACAGGCCUUUCAGAUUCUUACCUAUCUGUCCUAAAGGCUCUUCUGCAUGCUUGUGUUGCGUGGCGCAGGAAACUUAUUGUCGAUUGGGUUUUGUCCACUGACCUUGAAGAAGCAACUGCUAAAGAGAAUCCCGAUGCAUAUAGUGAAGCUUGGAAUUUGUUGAAGGGUGCAGAUGGUGUGCUUGUUCCUGGAGGGUUUGGUGACAGAGGGGUGCAAGGGAAAAUGCUUGCUGCAAAGUAUGCCCGGGAAAAUGGGAUUCCAUUUUUUGGAAUAUGCCUUGGGAUGCAAAUUGCUGUAAUUGAGUUUGCUCAAUCUGUCCUUGGUUUGCAUGAUGCAAACAGUAUUGAGUUUGAUCCAAACACCCGGAGGCCUUGCGUUAUAUUUAUGCCAGAGGUUUCAAAAACUCAUAUGGGAGGCACCAUGCGGCUUGGAUCUAGGAAAACUUAUUUUCAGGUUGCGGACUGCAUAUCUGCAAAACUGUAUGGUAAUAAGGGCUUCAUUGAGGAGAGACACCGGCAUAGAUAUGAGGUGAAUCCGGAUAUUGUACCACAACUUGAAGAUGCAGGUCUCUUAUUUACUGGCAAAGAUGAAAGUGGGCAACGCAUGGAGAUUGUUGAAUUGGCUAAUCAUCCUUUCUUUGUUGGUGUUCAAUUCCACCCCGAGUUCAAAUCAAGACCAGGGAAGCCUUCUGCUCUUUUCUUAGGUCUUAUAGCAGCGGCAUGUGGGCAGUUGGACGCCUUUUUGAAGAAGCGCGUGAUUAAGUCGAACGCGAUCAGCAAUGGCACAGCAACACUAAAACCUCAUCACUAUGCAAAUGGGGCAGAGAAGACGCCCAACUGGUCGGCACUAGGAGUCGUUUGCAGCAAUGGAAAUGGCGUGCACUGUUAAAGGAGAGUGCGAUUGGUGUUUUGUUUUGGUUUUUAAUUUUUUUUUGGGUUGUCUAGGACUGUCUCUCAUUUUAACUAAAUCUCUCCUCUCCCCGACGAGUCCUACCAUUUUUGCUAGGAGCUAUCUUCGAGUUGGUCUGUACAGACAUACAGUGUGUGGGCAGGUGGUGCUAUAUAAUAGAGUAGAGCUGGAUUCCGGUCUUUUUUGAAAACGGAACAACAGCCUGUUGUA
Messenger RNA from Diospyros lotus (date-plum), 2453 nucleotides. RefSeq lists its product as uncharacterized. Bases 564 to 2222 code for a protein of 552 amino acids. Gene Ontology annotation, biological process: CTP biosynthetic process; pyrimidine nucleobase biosynthetic process. Gene Ontology annotation, molecular function: identical protein binding; CTP synthase activity. The transcript is spliced from 21 exons. The record is from RefSeq and is a predicted model, not a curated record. Lineage: Eukaryota; Viridiplantae; Streptophyta; Magnoliopsida; Ericales; Ebenaceae.